AUGUCCAGCACAUUGGUGACCUCAAGAGUCGUCGAGCAGCCUGGUCUGCACCUGACUCUUGAUUCGGUCGAGACUGACGAAUGUGACAAUGCGUACGCAAACAUACCCGGGAACUUCAAAGUUCAUAAAGCAGUCUUUUCAGCAGUACUCCCGCCCGGCAUCGAAGUACAAGAGGCAAUGAGGAGUGGAGUCUCUGCAUGGGCGAAAACGGCUCGACUUUCGACGAUAUUGAAAGAUGGCUCUGAAAGGCAAUACUUUUUGAAGUGCAUCACUGGACAAGGCGCUCGUGCACUGGUAGAGGGUGCAUACCACUCAGCGGUCACAAUCAACCAAGCGUGCCCAGGGUUGGUGCCUGAGCCCUCCGGAUGGGGUCAGUACAGCAUUGGCCCGGGCGAGAUUUGCUACUUUUAUGUCUGCGCUUUUCAUGACAUGCGUUUUAACGAGGCGCCAGAUCGAAGAGCAUUUGCCGACACAAUUGCAGCUAUGCAUAAGAAUGGCAAGUCUCCCACCGGCAUGUUUGGCUAUCCUGUGAAGACUGUCAUCGGCAAGAUGGAACGUACAGUCACUUGGGAGGACAGCUGGGCUGCCUGCUUUACCAACUUGCUCCGGGAUGUCAUCGACUACGAUAAUGACACCAAUGGAGUCUGGCCAGAACUAGAGGCUGCCUGCAAUCAGCUGAUUGAUGUUGUGAUUCCGCGGCUUCUGGGUGCGCUGCAAUCUGACGGAAGGAACAUAACCCCCGCGCUGGUGCAUGGCGAUCUCUGGGAGAACAACGUCGGCUGCGAUACAAGCACCGGAAAGAUUGUUGUAUUUGAUCCUGGGUGCACUUAUGCUCACAACGAGAUGGAAUUCGGCACUUGGCGAUGCAGAUGGACAACUUACUUUCGAAACUCCAAGUUUAUGCUCUAUUACAAGCGCGCUUACACGGCCUCUGACCCUAAAGAGGAAUGGGACGAUCGCAAUCGCUUGUACAGCAUCCACCCGUACCUGACGGACUCCGCAGGCCAUCGUGGGAGUAUCUCGAGAGAAACUGCAUACAACGACAUGCUUUUCUUGUGCGAAAAGUAUGGCCCACUUGACAGUUUGGAAAAAUAUGACCCAAUUCUUUACAUUUAUCUUGUCGAUGGCAUUCGGCUACCCUCGAGCCCGAACGUGUCAGGCGCGGUACUACCAGUAAGUUAG
Messenger RNA from Akanthomyces muscarius, 1182 nucleotides. RefSeq lists its product as uncharacterized. The record is from RefSeq and is a predicted model, not a curated record. The transcript is spliced from 6 exons. NCBI's taxonomy places the organism in Eukaryota, Fungi, Ascomycota, Sordariomycetes, Hypocreales, Cordycipitaceae. The coding region runs from base 1 to 1182 and encodes 393 amino acids.